Cricetulus griseus (Chinese hamster) is the source of this 3488-nucleotide messenger RNA. NCBI's taxonomy places the organism in Eukaryota, Metazoa, Chordata, Mammalia, Rodentia, Cricetidae. The record is from RefSeq and is a predicted model, not a curated record.
CCCGCACCCCGAGGGCGAGCGGCUCAUGUGCGAGCGCAGAACGUUACCCCGAGAGACGCGCAUGCGCACGGGCGCUGGCCGCGGUGACGUAACCGCGCGGCAGAGGGCGGGGACGGGGGCGUGGCGCGGGCUCCCGGAAGCGGGGACCAUGGCUGCUCUCCGCGAAGCGAGCCUGCGGAAGCUGCGGCGCUUUUCCGAGAUGAGAGGCAAACCUGUGGCAACUGGGAAAUUCUGGGAUGUAGUUGUAAUAACAGCAGCUGACGAAAAGCAGGAGCUUGCUUACAAGCAACAGUUGUCGGAGAAGCUGAAGAGAAAGGAAUUGCCCCUUGGAGUUAACUAUCAUGUUUUCACUGAUCCUCCUGGAACCAAAAUUGGAAAUGGAGGAUCAACACUUUGUUCUCUUCAGUGCCUGGAAAGCCUCUAUGGAGACAAGUGGAAUUCCUUCACAGUCCUGUUAAUUCACUCUGGUGGCUACAGUCAACGACUUCCCAAUGCAAGCGCUUUAGGAAAAAUCUUCACGGCUUUACCACUUGGUGAGCCCAUUUAUCAGAUGUUGGACUUAAAACUAGCCAUGUACAUGGAUUUCCCCUCACGCAUGAAGCCUGGAGUUUUGGUCACCUGUGCAGAUGAUAUUGAACUAUACAGCAUUGGGGACUCUGAGUCCAUUGCAUUUGAGCAGCCUGGCUUUACUGCCCUAGCCCAUCCAUCUAGUCUGGCUGUAGGCACCACACAUGGAGUAUUUGUAUUGGACUCUGCCGGUUCUUUGCAACAUGGUGACCUAGAGUACAGGCAAUGCCACCGUUUCCUCCAUAAGCCCAGCAUUGAAAACAUGCACCACUUUAAUGCCGUGCAUAGACUAGGAAGCUUUGGUCAACAGGACUUGAGUGGGGGUGACACCACCUGUCAUCCAUUGCACUCUGAGUAUGUCUACACAGAUAGCCUAUUUUACAUGGAUCAUAAAUCAGCCAAAAAGCUACUUGAUUUCUAUGAAAGUGUAGGCCCACUGAACUGUGAAAUAGAUGCCUAUGGUGACUUUCUGCAGGCACUGGGACCUGGAGCAACUGCAGAGUACACCAAGAACACCUCACACGUCACUAAAGAGGAAUCACACUUGUUGGACAUGAGGCAGAAAAUAUUCCACCUCCUCAAGGGAACACCCCUGAAUGUUGUUGUCCUUAAUAACUCCAGGUUUUAUCACAUUGGAACAACGGAGGAGUAUCUGCUACAUUUCACUUCCAAUGGUUCGUUACAGGCAGAGCUGGGCUUGCAAUCCAUAGCUUUCAGUGUCUUUCCAAAUGUGCCUGAAGACUCCCAUGAGAAACCCUGUGUCAUUCACAGCAUCCUGAAUUCAGGAUGCUGUGUGGCCCCUGGCUCAGUGGUAGAAUAUUCCAGAUUAGGACCUGAGGUGUCCAUCUCGGAAAACUGCAUUAUCAGCGGUUCUGUCAUAGAAAAAGCUGUUCUGCCCCCAUGUUCUUUCGUGUGCUCUUUAAGUGUGGAGAUAAAUGGACACUUAGAAUAUUCAACUAUGGUGUUUGGCAUGGAAGACAACUUGAAGAACAGUGUUAAAACCAUAUCAGAUAUAAAGAUGCUUCAGUUCUUUGGAGUCUGUUUCCUGACUUGUUUAGAUAUUUGGAACCUUAAAGCUAUGGAAGAACUAUUUUCAGGAAGUAAGACGCAGCUGAGCCUGUGGACUGCUCGAAUUUUCCCUGUCUGUUCUUCUCUGAGUGAGUCGGUUGCAGCAUCCCUUGGGAUGUUAAAUGCCAUUCGAAACCAUUCGCCAUUCAGCCUGAGCAACUUCAAGCUGCUGUCCAUCCAGGAAAUGCUUCUCUGCAAAGAUGUAGGAGACAUGCUUGCUUACAGGGAGCAACUCUUUCUAGAAAUCAGUUCAAAGAGAAAACAGUCUGAUUCGGAGAAAUCUUAAAUACAAUGGAUUUUGCCUGGAAACAGGAUUGCAAAUGCAGGCAUAUUCUAUAGAUCUCUGGGUUCUUCUUUCUUUCUCCCCUCUCUCCUUUCCUUUCCUUUUGAUGUAAUGACAAAGGUAAAAAUGGCCACUUCUGAUGGAAAAAAAAAUAUUCAGAAUUAAAUUCAGGAAAGAGAUGCUGUUUUAGGUGUUUUGUACUAUUACAGCUUUGGGUUUUUUUUUUUUGUAAAAAUAAAUUUAUGGGAUACUGUUUCACAUAAUAACCAUUCCUGUUUUAGACCAUGAUUUUCUAAACAUACUUUAAAAUUUUUUCUGUCUUUUGAAGUUUGGUCUAAUAAAGCUCUGGAGGUACUGAUGAUUGUAUCACUUUACUUAUCACAGUGAGAUAACACCUAACAAAAACAUCCUUUUAAAUUUUUUAAGAGACUCAUUCUUUUGUUGUGCAUUCUUCUUUUAAUUUUGUUUUGUUUUUAUUUUAUGUGCAUGAGUGUAUUACCUACAGGUAUGCAUGUGUAACACAUACAGGGCCCACAGAGGUUAGAACAGCUGCUCUCAAACUGUGGGUCACAACCCCUUUCACAGGAUCACCAAAGGCCAUCAAAAAUAUUAACAUUACAGUUCAUAAGAGUAGCAAAAUUAUAAUUAGGAAGUAGCAGCAAAAAUAAUUUUAUGCUUGGGGGUCACCAGAACAUAAGUAACUGUAUUAAAGAGUCACAACAUUGGGAAGGUGGAGAAACACUGGGCUAGAAGAAGGCAUUGCAUCUAUUGGGACUGGAAUCAAAGCUUCAUACUCGGAAAAUGCUAUACGAUGUCUGUGUCCCACAGAUCUUGCCAAAUGGGAUAAAAUGAAUUAUUUUAUUCUUACCAAGUUGAACAUGUGUUGCCGUAUUUUGUAAACUACUGUUGCAUUACACUGGGAAAUAUGUAUGGGAGGAACUCAGUUUAUUUGCUUAGAAGGUGAUAGUUGAGAGCCAGUGCUCACUUCACCACGGGCAUUUCUUAACCCACUCUUAAUCAUUCCCACAAAUGUUCCUUGACUUGCUUUACAUAAUUUUCUGUGCAUACUGAUGGCGAAGCUGAGAACAAACAGUUGGCACAAAGAGGAGGAAAUACAGACUCUGGGAUAAUACCUAGAUCAUAAACAACUUCAGGGAAAUGAAACGUUGGUGGAACUCCAGGUUAUGUGCACCUAUUUUGAAAUAAACACAUUAGUGAAAUAGGUUGAAGUUUAAUAGAAGCAAGACUUGUCAUACUUGUGUUUAAAUUACCUUAAGUAAACCAACAACUGUUGUGCCAAUUAAAUGUUUUUUUUUCAAAAAAGUAUAUGAUAAACAAGACAAGUGUCAAAACCUCUGUUCUGUAUUAUUUAUAAAUGAAUAUGUAUUUGUCUUUUUGAGCUUCCCAGGGAUAAGUAAAGUAUGUGUGAUACUUUUAUUGAUUUGCUACAGAGAUGUCAAUGGAUGCUGAAUGUUUUUAAAUGCACAUACUAAUAUACCCGAAAGUUCUGUCAAGGAUUAGAAUCAUGAUUUAAUCUUCUAAAAAUAUUAAUAAAGAAUACCAACACUUC